Gymnogyps californianus (California condor) is the source of this 12405-nucleotide messenger RNA. RefSeq names its product ATP binding cassette subfamily A member 13 (gene ABCA13). Gene Ontology annotation, molecular function: ATP binding; lipid carrier activity; ATP hydrolysis activity. Gene Ontology annotation, biological process: lipid transport; transmembrane transport. Bases 1 to 12402 code for a protein of 4133 amino acids. Gene Ontology annotation, cellular component: membrane; intracellular membrane-bounded organelle. NCBI's taxonomy places the organism in Eukaryota, Metazoa, Chordata, Aves, Accipitriformes, Cathartidae. The transcript is spliced from 55 exons. The record is from RefSeq and is a predicted model, not a curated record.
AUGGGGCAUGUUGUACACCAGUUCAAGGCUCUAUUUUGGAAGAAUUGGCUCUGCCGUGUGAGGCAACCGGUCCUGUCUCUCACUGAAAUACUCUGGCCAUGUGUGCUUUUCUUGAUUCUGGCUGCAAUCCGCUUCCAGGAGCCCCCAAAAUACAAGGAAAACUGUUACUUAGAAGCUCGGGAUUUACCAAGUCGGGGCCUUUAUCCUUUCAUGCGGACCCUCCUCUGUAAUGUUGGUUCAAAAUGCAAGAAUACUAGUUACACAACACAGAAAAACAACCGCUUACAUACUGCAGGCAUCCAAAGUAGUCCAGGGAGAUUCACGGGACCUGACCUAGACUUCAUGAAGGAGAUAGAAGAACUUGCAAAGGGAUUUAUUGAGACCACAGAGAAAGCCAUGGCUUUAGAUAAGCUAUGGGAGGAAAACUCAAAGUUCUCAGGGCUCCAUAACAUCACCACUUUUCUUACUAUGGAUUUGAAUGAAGCAGAGGAAAUGAUUUCUAGAGCAGAAAACCUGUACAAGCAACCAUAUUUCUGGAACCUUCUGCAUUCACUCCCUCGCCUUGAAUUGAACACCUUUUAUACAGAAGAUGAGUUAGCUGCUGUAGCACAGUUUCUAACAGUUAUUCAAAAUACAUUAGCAUCAUUGAAGGAUUUAGCUAUGAUGCCAUGGGGCCAAAGUUUCUAUGAAGUGGUGAAAACAGCACUGAAUUUAACUGCUGCAUCAGUACAGGAUAGGAGCUUGCAAGGUUUUCAGUAUAAUCUUUCUCUCAGAGAUAUUUUGUGGAAUCCACAUGCUGUGAGAGCAGAACUUGAAUCCAAGUUUGGUUUUGAUGAUCUUCAUGUUGAGAAGCUGCUAAGUUAUACAGCACAAUUAACAAAGAUUCCCACAGGAGAGACACUGGAGCAGUUUGUGUGCUCUGCUCUGUCCAGUGUGCCAGAAGAUGAAGCAAACAAAGAGAAUAACGAAGAGGGCUGUAUUUCUGCAUGGCAUGAGACCAAACUGUAUCUUGUUCAUGCUGUCAGCAAGCUCAGACUCUAUGCACAGGUAUUUGAGCAAUGGUUCAGCAGCAGCAGUCUCUCUCGGAAACUCCUUUCGGAAUUUGAAAGAAUCAUAGCUGAUUUAAUGUCUCAGUUUCUAGAUGACAGGGAAGCCAGGAAACUUUUUUCAGAGAUAAAUACCCUGAUCCAGCAAUGGAAUGAGAAAUCAAAUGCCAACUUUUCAGAAGGAUAUACUGCAUCUCAUGAUCUGAUUUUGACAUCUUUCAAAGAGUUUUUGAAGAGAGAAGAAAACUUCAGGAUUUCUGGUGAAAAGGAAAUGGGUCAUCUUUUUCAUCUUGUAGAAGUCAUAGAAGAAAUUAUAAUGCUUGAUUUCUCAAUUUCUUCAAACCAGUCUCUAAUUGAAAAUGUCUUGAAUAAUACAAUUAUAUGGAUGAAAAAUUUUGCUGAGGGGAAGGAAUCUGCCACCAAUUUCUCACUUGCAGUUUCUGAACUCCAUAAUGAGCUACGAAAAAAUUUCCAGCCUCUUCAGAGAUUCUGGACGAAAGAGAAGACAGAAGUUUUCUGGCAUAUAGUGAAAAUGGUAUUCUAUGAACUUGAUUCUAGGCUCUCUCAUUUGAGUCAAGCGGAAGAGGAGGAAGUAUUUGAGACCUUAUCUAGAAUUAUGUUUUCCACUACAGAAAAUAAAAUCCGUAAUAGAAGUAUGCUAUUGCUCAAAAAUAUCAUGACUGAUUGGCCGGAGUUAAAUAUUGCUGCUUUGUACCAUCUAGAACGCUUAAGUGAAAACUUCCUAAGGAAUCUCUAUGAGGUUGGAUCAUUGACUGAUGAUCAAGUCAAUGUGUCUUUAAGCACAAUUCAUGGAAUGAGUAAUGCCUCCUCUUUCUUACUCUCAAAUGCAACUUUUAUAUAUAAAGUAAAAGAAUUAGAAGAAAUUGUGCACGAUUUCUUUGAAAACAUCCAAAAAUUAAACAGUACUAGUGUGGCCUCACUUAUUCCAAUACUUCUCUCUCUGUAUCAGAAUGAUGAUCUGGUCUUAAAAAUUGAGAGCAAUAGCACUCUGUUAACAUUUCUUUAUGAGACUUCAAAAGGUAUUUCAUCUUUUCAAGUAUGGCAUGAUUUCCAAGAUAGGGAUCGAGUUUUUGAUUUUGUGUCUGAAACUUUUGAUCUUCUCUGGAACUUCACCAGUAAGUCUCUCUGUGAAAAGUUACUAAUCAUUUACAACUACACAGAGUUUCAGGCCCAGUUUUUUGCACAGAAAGGAAAAAAAGAGAUGCAAGUUGUCUAUAGCACUCUGAGCAGCCUUAAAACUUUGUUUAUAGAUGAAAGGCUCCAAACAGCUGCCUUUUGUUAUUUGGAACAGUUUCUUGAUAUCUCUGCAGAAUGCCUGUUAAAUAAUAGGUGCAUUGAUUUUUAUCUAUCAAACAUUACUUCUGUAGAUCAUUCAGCAGAGGUUUACAACUUACUUCUGCUUCCAUUGGACAGUGUUCUGUCUAAUAUAACAAACUUGGGAGAUAAGGUAAGUGUGCCUUCUGCUUUGCACUGCACUUUUACGUGGCUUCAAACCUGGACAGAGAUUUUUGAAGAAGCAUCCAAAAUCUUAAAUUUGAAUUCAACCUUUUUUGUCUGUCUAAGAAAUGAUUUGGCAAAUCUCUCUGAAAGUCUUUUAAAUGCAACUCAUGAUGAACUGUGCAAUAAUACAGCUAUGGUUAUUGUUGAAGCUACAACAGCAGCAAUGAAUCUAUUAAAAAUCAUAUUUGAAGGAGGUGGUGAUUUAAAUGACUGGAAAGAUUUUGAAGCUUUUCUUGCUAAUCUUCAAAGUGUAUUUAACAAUGCAGUCGAUGUCACAAGCUCACUUAAAGGUAACAGUUUAGAAAGUGUUUUCGAAAUGAUGGGAGUCAUGAUGACUGAAUUGCAGAAAUCUAUACUGAAGGUUGUUAAUGGAGAGUUUUUGAAUUCUUGGCUUGACACUUUCAUCUCAGGAGGAUCCGAGGGAGAAGAUAGGGGUGCUGGUGUAUUUUCCAUUGGAAAUUCCCUUUCUACUAUUCUCAAGCUCUCCCAAAAGGAACUUGGAAUUAUUCUCACUGAGAUAAAAGACACAACUGCUUUCUUUAAAAGUGUACCUCAAGGCAAAUAUAUGGUUUGUAUCAGCAUUUUCCAGAAUGUUACCAAACUAAUUUUGGACAAUACUCUGAAAGACAUAAGCCAUUCGCAAACAAAUAUUUCAUCUCAUCUCAAUUCCUUUCUAAACUUCUAUAGUACAGUGGAUGAAGCAGAGGAUUGUAUCAGAUGGAUACGUGGAUUAAGUAAUCUCAGUGAAAAAUACAAGUCACCUUCCCACCUUGAAAGUGCAAAACAUAUUUUAUUUCUACUGAAAUCUCUGGGAAACAUUGAGACAGAUGCUAAGCUAAUGAAUGUGAUGGACUUCGUUAAUUUGAUUUUUAAUUUGAUACUCCCUGAAUGUUCCCUAACUGGUUCUGAUGUGAUUUGUGUAAAUGUUUAUUUCAAUAUUAUAGCAAAAACUUUAAAAUUUAUUCUCCCUGAAUUUCAUGUAAAAGAUGACAUUAAUGUGCUUGAAUUUAUUUUUACACUUUUAAAUAACUCUGGAGGGCAAAUACAAAUGAUUGUCAGUGAUUUAGUGGGACACUCACGAUAUACAUCAAAUAAGACCCAUUUUAGUCAGUCAAUCCAUGGAUUUAACAGGACUUCGAGUGUGUUCCUUAAUCAUUUUCGCCAUGUUCAGCUUUCAUCAGUAGAACUUUUGGCAGAAAUUCAAACUCUUCUGAAAAAUAAAACUUUUGAAAUCCAAGAAAACAGCUCCUCUCAUUUGGAUAUUGAGAUUGAACCUUUCUUACAUGAGAAAAAUACCAGUUUGUUGAUGGAGUUCUUUCAAUAUGCAAUUAGUAAACUUGACUCAAAGUUGCAGGGUGAACACAAAACAUUUCUCCAGAAAAUGAUAGAAACAGCAGCUCUGAAUAUUGAACUGGUAAGGAAAGCACUUAAAACUUUCAAGUCUUCUAGUUUUACUGGCUUUCCAUUAAGAGAUGAUAAAGAGUUUUUAAAGCAUGUAGUAGCCUUGGUGCAAAAUAUGAGGAACAUGGAUGUUGAGUUCUUGAUAAGUCAAUUCAAACAAGUCCAGAGGAGCCUAGAUAAUUUCUUUAAAAAUAUCAAACCUUUGUAUAUUGAGAACUCUGAGUUAGGAAUGUUAACAGACUGGUGGGAUGCAUUUGAGAACAAUUCGUGUAAUUGGAACGUGACUGGCUUAUGGCAAAUAACACGACUCUUUGAACAAGAUGAGCUCUACGAUGUAGAAGAGAUGUUCCAUCUCCUCCUCGAUGUCAUCAGCCUUACAGAAAGAUUAGCUCAUGGAAACAUUACAGAAGCACUAACUGAAGCAUACGCUUUCAUACUGACUCAGGAAGAAAAAAUGCCAAUGUUUACUGGAGAGGAGAUCUCUAAUCAAGUAGGAAGUCUUCUAAUGUUACUGGAGACACUGACAGAUAUGUCUGAUGAACAUGCAGAGGCCUCAAUUUGUUUUUCUGCAGCAUUCUGCUGGACUCUCACAACAGCAAUACCUCAGAGUGAUCCCACUUUUAAACCUUGUGACUCUGUGCAUAGCAAUUCUACUCUUAGUUACAAUGCAGUCAUUGAAGUCAUUAAAGAGCUGAAACUCAUCACUCUGGAGGACAGUUCCUCAUGCACUAUGGAAGACCUUCAGAUGGAUAUCACUCGCAAUCUGACUUGCUUUUUUCAUCAGAUCAAAGAAUGGAACUCUAUUCUUUUGAAGUUUUCUGAGCUCCAUCAUGUAAAUGGCUCAGUUCUCAAAGAACUGCUAGAUUUUUGGAAUGAGCUAUCCCUCUAUGCUGUGCCACUGCAGGUGAAUAAUACAUACUCAAUCAAUUGUUCCUCCACACCAAAGAGACAAGUGGCUUUACAAAUCGUAGAAACACUAGGCAGUAUGCCAGUGGCAGAAAUGGAGAUGGCCAAAGGUGUUCUUGAACAGCUGGAUGGUCUUUAUGGUGGUCUAAGUUGGGACAGACAUUCAAGAGCAUCACUUAUAAAGACUGUUCUUACUAAUGUUAAGAAUAUGACCAGUGAAGUUUCUGGACUCCUGGAUACAGAAGCUGUCCUUUCUUUUCUUUCUGUAAUUCAGCCUUUAAUGACGCUGUCUUCUGUUGGAAACCAGACAUACUCAAUGCUUAUGAUAUUAUCAGCUUUAAAUGGCAACAGUAAUAUAUCUGAUAACUUUGAGAACUUCUGGUUUCCUAUAGCUACAACCAUAGAAGAUUUAUUGGUGAAUUUUAAUGUUAGACACUUACUUGCGGUGAUAGACCAAGAGUUUCAAUUACUAAGGUUAGCCACUGGACAGUCCUCCUCAAUGGCUCCUGAUGUUUUAAUACAGCAGUUUAAUACGUCAUCUGUAGAUGCUAUGUUAAGAAAUUUGGAAGACAUACAAGAGAUUGUGAACACCUUUCUAUGUGAGUGUAACAAUAAUAAUUAUUCUAAAAUAAUGCAUGCUCUAAUUCUUCUUAUGGCUAAUGAACAUUCAUCGAAUGACCUACUGCUGGUUGUCAAAGACAUUAUUGACUUUCUGGAACUAUUCCAAAAUAAGUCUAAGGAAGAUUACACUGGUAUGUUGUUUGCUGAUGGUCGUCUUAACAGAGAAAAAUUGAAUAAUACUCAUACUGCUAAUUCAGUUUUGCUAAACAGUCUCCUUCAUAUAAUUGCUGAUCUUGCUGUUAUGGAAGAAGCUCUGCAUACAAACAGUAUUGAGCUUCAGAUAGUUGACUUCAUUGAUUCUUUUUUUUUUGAUAACGCACAAUAUAGAGAAGUUUCUACUCAGCCCCAAAACAGAACUCUGGAGAUCAUGCAAGAGAUCUUGCAAGUGAUAUUUCAGUCUACCACAGAACAUGACAGAAACAACAUAACUUUACUAAAGGAUUUGCAUAAGGAUAUAAUGGCAGAAAUGAGAGCAUCUAAAAUCUGCAAGAUUCUUCAGAAACAUUUAUACCCUGCUAAUGUUCUACUAUUGCAGAAGUUGCAGUUUACCAUUUUGAAUGUUCUUAAAAUCUUUUCAGAAGAAUCAACUGUCAUUGGCAACCUUUUCUGUGUUGUUAUGAAGUGUAAAGAUGGAUUAACGAGUCACUUACUUCUCUCUACCAUUGAAGGAAUCACUCUGGUUCGAGAUCAUUAUCAGGAUAUUGAAAGAAUGUGGCCUGCUUUCAACACGGGGAAUUGUGAGAGUAUGGCAUAUAUAAACCAAAAAUUUUCCAAUAUUUUGGAGAGCUUCUUGGGAGCCUUGCAGGAUACCAGCAAUGGCAGCUGUGAAUGUCAACUAAUGCUGGGGAACAUACAGAGACGACUGCAAAUGGUGGCUGAAAAUUUGGAGCUACAGUUGUCAGACAAUCCAGCGGCAGCUUUUCUCAGCAAUUUUGGUAUUUUGAAUGAUGUGAAAGUCAAAGAGUGUGUGCAGAAUCUUACUCAGUUGAGGCUGGACAUUGGUUCUUCUGUCAAUAUUUCUGAAGAAACCAUCAGUACCAUCUUGGAAGCCAGUAUCUCUCAUUCAGAGGUUUUUUACAGUGCCUUUGUGGUAGCUUUAACUGGAAGAUGUGAUGAAGAAGUACUUAGCCUGCUGCUAAAGCUACCUGAAAACAGUAAAACUUCCCAAGUAGUGGAAGAAUUAUGUUCUUUACCAGCACUGGACUUGUAUACCAUGUUUGUACUGAUUAUACAGAAUUUGAACUUACGUCAUAUCAUUUACAAGAUUAAGAUACCAUCUGAGAUAGGCAAUGUACUAAACAUGCUACUGGAUGUGGUUUCUAGUAUCAGCUCUCUUCUCAAUAAAGCCCACCAUGUCACGGAAAACCUUCCAGUGCUCCUCCAAGGAAUUCAAAAUAUUGGUGUGCUUGACAUCUCUGCAUUGCAGCAGUUCUUGCAAGGUGGGCAGUUCAGAAGUUCAACUGUUGGAUCCCUAGAGUCUGUAAUCAAGGCAGUGUGUAAAGAAGAAUCUUCGUUUUUCAGCAAUGCAAACCUGUUCAUCGACGUGCCUAGAAUCAUGGGACCUUUGGAGGACCAUAAGGCAAAAUAUGGCAUUCCUGAAGACUCAACUCCAUUUUGCUUGAAGCUUUAUCAGGAGAUUUUGCAGUCUUCUAAUGGGGCUUUGCUAUGGACUUUCCUGAAACCUUUAUUACAUGGGAAGAUACUGUACAAUUCAAACAUCAACAUGAUUGACCUGGUGAUGGAGAAGGCUAAUUUCACUUUUGGUUUUGUGGAAAACUUGAAGACUUAUUCUGAGACAUGGCUUAGGAUGUCUGAGGUUUUUAAAACCAGUGGAAAUAUCCUCACGGUCUCACGACUGCAGGAAGCACUGCAAAACAAUUUCGUAAAGCACUUUAUAGAAAGUAAUUUGGAUAUUGACAUGGAAAAACUCUUUAAAGAAAUGCAAGUAUAUGAAGCUGUGAUGAACAAGAUGCUUAACAGCUCAGCACGUAAACAGAUUGACCUGUUGUCACAGCUUGUAGUAAAUAUCUCUUCCUGUGUGUUACUUGACCGUUUCCAGCCUUUUGACUCUGUUGAGAAAUUGGAGGAGAAGGCUCAUGAACUCAUGCAGCAAAAUAAUUUUUUGGCUAGUAUCAUCUUCGAUACGCCAAAGAACAAGACACAAGAUUCUAGCAGUCUCCUUCCACGACACAUCUCAUAUACAAUUAGAACCAAUGUUCUCUAUAGCAUGAGAACAGAUUUGAUUAAAAACCCAGCAUGGAAAUCCCAUCCCCAGAAGUUGCCAGCUGAUGGGUUUAAAUACAACCACAUCUUUAUUCCUCUUCAAGACAUGAUUGAAAGGGCAAUUAUUUCAGCACAGACUGGGACAGAUACCUCGGAGCCAGCCAUUCAGGUGCAAGCCAUGCCUUACCCUUGUCAUACUAGUGAUCUAUUCUUGAACAAUAUAGGGUUUUUUUUCCCACUUAUGAUGAUGUUAACAUGGAUGGUUUCAGUUGCUGGCAUGGUUCGCAAGCUGGUUUAUGAAAAAGAAAUUAAUCUUGAAGAGUAUAUGAAGACAAUGGGUGUACAUCCAGCCAUUCAUUUCUUUGUUUGGUUUCUGGAGAAUGUCAUUGUAUUCACAAUAAGCAGCUGUGCUCUGGCCAUCAUUUUAAAAACAAGUGGUAUCUUUGCUCAUAGCAAUGGCUUCCUCAUCUUCCUUUUUCUUCUGGAUUUUGGAGUUACAGUUAUUACGUUAAGCUAUUUUUUGGGAGCAUUUUUUAGCAGUGCCGAUACAGCAGCUCUGUGUGCCACCCUUGUGUAUAUGAUCAGUUUUUUACCCUACAUAGUUUUGUUGGUCUUGCAGAACCAGUUGAGUUUCACCAACCAGAUUAUAAUGUGUCUUCUUUCUACAACUGCAUUUGGGCAAGGAGUAUUUUUCAUUACAUUCUUUGAGGGCCAAGAAAUAGGAAUUCAGUGGAAUAAUGUGCACCAGUCAAUGGCACAAGGAGGAUACAUGACCUUUGGAUGGAUGUGCUGGAUGAUGUUCUUCGACUCCAUUUUAUAUUCUGUAGGUGGCUGGUAUUUCAGCAAUAUUAUUCCUGGAAAAUUUGGAUUAAAGAACAGAUGGUACUUUCCCUUUACUGUUUCCUACUGGAAGAACCUGUGUGGUGCAGAGAGAAGGAAGAGACAUUAUCUGAAUUCUAAUAUGUUUUUCUUCAAUGAAAACUUCCAAGAAAAAGACCCAGCACCUCCAUGUUGGAAAGGCCCUUGCAUCGAAGGAGCCACCCUUGGUGUCAUGCUGCUGUCUCUCACCAAAGAGCACGUGGAUGGCCAGAAGGCUGCUGUUAAAGAUCUCAGCCUCACUUUCCACAGAGGUCAGAUAACAGCACUCUUGGGACCUAACGGAGCUGGCAAGACAACAGUUAUAUCACUGUUGACUGGUCUGUAUCCACCGAGCUCUGGUACCAUUAUUGUUAAUGGAAAGGACAUACGUACUGAUCUGGCUGCCAUCAGGACAGAGCUGGGUGUUUGCCCACAGUAUGAUGUCCUGUUUAACAUACUAACGGUGCGAGAACAUCUACUGCUUUAUGGAUCAGUGAAGGCACCUAGGUGGACAAAGGAACAGUUGAAUCAGCAAGUCAGUGGAGCUCUGGAAGACAUGGAUUUAUCCCAACAUCAGUACAAACCUGUUGGAGCCCUUUCUGGGGGAAUGAAAAGGAGGCUGUCAAUUGCCAUCUCCUUUAUUGGAAACUCAAAGACAGUUGUUCUAGACGAGCCCACCAGUGGAGUAGAUCCAUGUUCUCGCCGUAGCAUCUGGGAUGUUCUUCUGAAGUACAAAGCUGGUUGCACACUGAUCUUUACCACCCACCAUCUCGAUGAGGCAGAGGUGCUCAGCGAUCGCAUUGCCAUCCUGCAGCAUGGCCAGCUGAGGUGCUGUGGUUCUCCCUCUUAUCUGAGAGAAACAUAUGGCCAGGGACACAGUCUAACGCUCAUAAAAAAGCCCUCUGUAUUUGAAAUCCAGGAUCCUAAGCAUAUGGUUCAGGUCACAUCUCUGGUACAGACCCACAUCCCAGAAGCCUUCUUGAAAGAGAACAGUGGGACUGAGCUGACAUAUGUGAUUCCAGAAGGGGCAGAUAAGACAUCUUUUAAAGGUCUUUUUCAGGCUUUAGAUCAAAGCCUUCAUCAUCUACAUGUGACUGGCUACGGCAUUUCUGACACCACCUUGGAAGAGGUAUUUCUGAAGCUACUGCAGGACUCAGAGAAGGUGCCCUAUGUUCCACGGGCAGCACACCUGGACCAUACAAAUGGUGCUGAAUCAGCCUAUAUCUCACUUACAGGGGCCUCAAGUGCGUGUGGAGCCCGUCUUGUUCUCGCACAGAUUGUUGCCCUUCUGAUGAAGAGGUUUCACCACACUAGGCGAGACUGGAGAGGAAGUCUGUCCAAUGUGCUGCUGCCUGUCCUCUUUGUUGCACUGGCAAUGGCCUUGUUUAGUGUGAAGCCGCUGGCUAUUGAUUAUCCUUCUCUCAAGCUGACACCAAGACUUUAUGACAAUGCAGAAUCCUUCUUUAGCACUGAAGAUGAUAACCUAGGAAACCUUUCUCAGAUUCUGCUGAGAUAUUUCUCUGAUUGGGACAACACAUGCAUGCAUUCAAAACAAGGAAAAAAUAAUUCAUGUUGGCAGAUGGAAUCUACAUCACCCCAGGAUUCAUGUGGAUGUGUGGCUGAACAAGAGAUGUGUCCAAGUUUCAAUACCUCUGCUCCCUAUGUGAAGAAUAAGGAAGGACAUAUUUUGUAUAAUCUUUCAGGGUUCCUUGUGGAAGAAUAUUUAGUGAGGCCUUCCAACAAAGCAAGAUAUGGUGGUUGGUCUUUUGGAGGGAGGAAAGCCUCUGAACUUCAAGAUAGGAAAUUGAAUAACACCAAAUCUAAGCCUCUGGCUAAGGUGUGGUACAACCAAAAAGGUUUCCAUUCGUUGCCAUCCUACUUAAAUGAACUCAAUAACUUCAUUCUGUGGCUGAAUUUGCCUCCUAAUGUGGAUUGGAGACAGUAUGGGAUCACACUCUACAGCCAGCCAUAUGGAGGCGCCUUGCUGGAUGAGGACAAAAUAAUGGAGAAUGUUCGUCAGUGUGGGGUAGCGCUGUGUAUUAUGCUGGGCUUCUCUAUCCUUACUGCAUCCAUUGGAAGUGCCAUAGUGAAGGACAGAGUAUCUGGCACAAAACGCUUGCAGCACAUCACAGGCCUGGGUUACAAAACUUAUUGGCUUGCUAACUUCUGCUGUGAUAUGCUGUUUUACAUGGUUCCAGUCACCCUGUGCGUUGGUGUUAUUAGUGCCUUCCAGCUAUCAGCCUUCACUUUCCGAAAGAACUUGGCAGCCACUGUUCUCCUGCUGAUAUUCUUUGGAUAUGCAACUUUACCAUGGAUGUAUCUUGUAUCCAGAUUCUUCUCAAGUUCAGAUGUAGCUUUUAUUUCUUACAUCUCCUUAAAUUUUGUGUUUGGCCUGUGUACCAUGCUGGUGACUCUCUUACCUCGUUUGUUAGCUGUAAUUUCCAAAGUGCAGAGUUUUCAGAACAUGUACAAUAUCCUCAAAUGGGCGUUCAUUGUAUUCCCACAAUUCUGCUUAGGCCAGGGAUUAAUAGAACUUUCGUACAAUCAGAUCAAGUUUGACCUGACCAGCAGCUUUGGAAUAGAUUCAUAUGUAAGCCCGUUUGAGAUGAAUUUCCUGGGCUGGAUUUUCGUGGAAAUGGCCCUGCAGGGAACACUACUUCUUCUUUUACGGCUUUUUCUUCAUCGGGAUCUCCUCCAGAAACCAAGGGGUCAGUGUUCAAUUAACAGCAUGGUCAGCCCUUCAGAAGAUGUUGAUGUAGAAAUGGAGCGACAGCGACUCUUUGGUGGAAGAACUGGUAAUGAUGUCCUUCUUCUGUACAACCUCAGGAAGUGUUAUGGAGGUUUCAGUAAGAAGAACACAGCUGUGGAAAGCAUAAGCUUGGGAAUACCAAGGGGAGAGUGUUUUGGACUCCUGGGAACAAAUGGAGCUGGGAAAAGCACAACAUUUAAGAUGCUGACUGGAGAUAUCAUCCCAUCUGCAGGACGUGCUGUUAUCAGGACUCCUACAGGGUCUGAAAUGGAUAUACUGUCUGCUAGCUCUGAAGGCAUUCUUAUCGGCUAUUGUCCACAGCAAGAUGCCCUAGAUGAACUUUUAACGGGUUGGGAGCAUCUUUAUUAUUACUGCACACUGCGUGGAAUUCCAAAACAGGAUAUCCGUAAGGUUGCAGAGGACCUUGUUAACCGGUUACACCUCAAUGCCCAUGCUGACAAACUGGUGAGAACAUACAGUGCUGGCACAAAGAGGAAGCUCUCUACUGCUGUGGCUUUAGUUGGUAAACCCCAAAUACUUUUACUGGAUGAGCCCAGCUCUGGGAUGGAUCCCUGCUCUAAACGCUACCUUUGGAAAACCAUCCUGAAGGAAGUUCGGGAUGGCUGUGCAGCUGUGCUGACAUCCCACAGUAUGGAAGAAUGUGAAGCCCUCUGCACACGGCUUGCUAUUAUGGUCAAUGGAAGUUUCAAGUGUCUUGGUUCUCCCCAGCACAUUAAAAACAGGUUUGGAGAUGGCUAUUCUGUCAAGGUUUGGCUUAGUAAAGAAAUAAGCUAUCGAAGCAUGAUUUUGGACUGUCUGCAAAUGCAUUUUCCUGGAACACAGUUUAAGGGACAGCAUCUUAACCUGCUCGAGUAUCACGUGCCACGAAGUCAGGGAUGCUUAGCAGAGCUCUUCAGAGUCCUAGAGAAUCACAAAGCUUUUCUCCAAAUCAAACACUACUCCAUUAGCCAAACCACAUUAGAGCAGGUAUUCAUUAAUUUUGCUACACAACAACGAGGAGUCUCACAUUCUUCACAAGAAUCUCCUGUUGUUCAUCAUGACCACCUGCCAGUCUAGGCU